AUGGCCAUGGUGGUUUCCGGCCCGAACCACGUGGCCAGGGCUCGUCUCCUCCUCCGCCGCCUGUCACAGACCUGUGCGUCUCUCGGGCUCGUAAUAAACAAGGGAAAGACGAAGGCCAUGGCUAUCCACCACCGUUGCCUCCCCGAGCCCCUUGAGCUUGACGGCACACCUGUCCCCUGGGUGCACGUCCAUAAACAUCUAGGCGUCACCAUAGAUUCCAGGCUCUCCUUCGGCCCCUACGUCAACCAACUUAGUCAAACCGUAGUGACCCGCACCAACAUCAUGCGAGCCCUGGCCAGGACUGCUGGAGGUGCCAGCGACCGGGUAUUGCGGCUAUUCUAUCUCCAGGCAGUGAGGGCCUGUGUUGACUACAGGACGCCAUGCCUAAUGACGGUGGACCCUGCUGCUCUCCGCCCUCUGGAGACGGCCCAGAAUGCGGCGAUCCGCACCAUCUUAGGGGCCCCUCGGUGGACCAAAUGCUUAUGCAUGAGGGUCAAUCAGCGAGGGUCAAUCAGCUCGCCGUCGGCCACCUGGGCGACGGUAGCGGCGACCAAACUCAGGUCCACCCUCCUCUCCCAGUGUUUCCUGAUUGUCCCAGAGCUCCCCCCCCCCUGGCUACACCACACCUCCCCCGUGGGCACCAGUCACGUUCACGGCCACCAUCAAGCCUCUGCCAACAAAAAAAAGGCCCUACUGACACCGCAAAGCCUCGCGAGGGAGGCCAGGGACAGAGAGACGGAGGCGGCCGUGCCCCAAGCAGUCGCUUACUACACAGACGGCUCCGUCAACCACCUCACCGGGGCUGUCGGGGCGGCGUUCGUCACGGUGGGCCACGCAGAGAUCUUCCGGCUGCCUGACGGCUCCUCCUCAACACAGGCGGAACUGACAGCGAUCAACAGGGCGCUGGGACAUGCGGUUGAGUGGGGCAGGGACCCGGUCCUGGUACACUGCCACUCGGUGCCGGCCAUACGAUCACUGUACCAGGACCCAUUGCAUGACAACGUCUCCCUCCUCCCGAGCAUCUACGCCCGGCUGCAGGAACUGGGAAGGUCCGGCCGACAAGUACACAUAAACUGGUUGCCCAGCCAUGCAGGCAUGGUGGGCAACGACGCUGCUGAUCGCGCUGCCGGCGAGAAUCACUACUCCCCAGCGUAG
Eriocheir sinensis (Chinese mitten crab) is the source of this 1155-nucleotide messenger RNA. RefSeq lists its product as uncharacterized. Gene Ontology annotation, molecular function: RNA-DNA hybrid ribonuclease activity; nucleic acid binding. The record is from RefSeq and is a predicted model, not a curated record. The transcript has a single exon. Lineage: Eukaryota; Metazoa; Arthropoda; Malacostraca; Decapoda; Varunidae. Bases 1 to 1155 code for a protein of 384 amino acids.